UUUGUUGCCCCAUUUCAGGCAGAACUACUUGACCCUGCAGUAAAGGGAACCCUUAAUGUUCUUAAUUCGUGUGCGAAAUCCCAGUCUAUCAGACGGGUGGUCUUGACAUCUUCGAUUGCCGCAGUUGCAUAUAACGGAAAACCUCGAACUCCUGAUGUAGUUGUUGAUGAGACUUGGUUUACUGAUGCAGAUGUUUGUAAGGAAUCAAAGCUAUGGUAUGUGCUUUCAAAGACUUUGGCUGAGGACGCUGCCUGGAAAUUUGUAAAGGAGAAGGGUAUUGACAUGGUUACAAUUAACCCUGCAAUGGUGAUUGGUCCUCUGUUACAGCCAACACUUAAUACAAGUGCUGCAGCAGUUUUGAAUGUUAUUAAGGGUAACAUUUCUUCAUUGUUGUAUCUGGUAUUUCUUGAUUUCAACAAGUAAAAUGUUUCCUGCUCAACAUGAUUG
Prunus avium (sweet cherry) is the source of this 447-nucleotide messenger RNA. Lineage: Eukaryota; Viridiplantae; Streptophyta; Magnoliopsida; Rosales; Rosaceae. The record is from RefSeq and is a predicted model, not a curated record.